AUGGAAGUGCUGGAUGAGGCCGGAAAGGAAGAGGCUGAGCGCAAGGUGCGAGAGGAGGCUGAGGAGGAGCGAGAGGCGCAGCUUGCGGCCUCCAAGCUCGCAGUGCUCUUCGUGGUGUCGCCGGAGUCCUAUGCCAAGAGCGCGAAGGUGGCAGACAAGGCAAACCGGUACCCCUGA
This is a messenger RNA of Effrenium voratum, 177 nucleotides long. NCBI's taxonomy places the organism in Eukaryota, Dinophyceae, Suessiales, Symbiodiniaceae. The record is from the annotation of a GenBank genome assembly.